CCAUAAUUUUACAUUUUUGUCUCUUUUCUUGUUCCUCGACAAUCGACAGACACUUCCGCCGCCCGUCGAUAUCUGCAUAGUUCCCGGCGACUUCUUCUUCUUCUCGUCUCAAGUGGUAGUGCCAAAACCAAUUUAAAGCCUUUAUCGUUCGUGAGGCUCCUUAGAAGAAGCUAUGGUUGAUUUAGAUGACUUGCUUUUGGAAGCUGCUGGUAGAACAAACGCAGCUGCUACAAGGCGCCGUCAUUCUCAUCCUUCAUCAUCCAGGAGACGUGAAGGUUCUUUCUCUGAUGGUGGCAGCGAUUCAAGAGACGAUUCUGAUGAAGACCGUGGCUACCCAGCAAGUAGGAAACCCUCUGUUUCUCAAGUUCCUUUGAAAAAGAGAUUAGAGGCAGAGAGAGAAGCUCGAGCGGAAGGAGGUUAUGGUGACGGCACAUCUGAUCGUGAAGGCGACAGCAGCGAGGAGUCUGAUUUUGGAGAUGAUCUUUACAAGAAUGAGGAAGACAGGCAGAAGCUUGCUGGGAUGACUGAGUUUCAGAGAGAGAUGAUUCUUGCUGAACGUGCUGAUAAGAAAGGUGAUAAGAACUUUACUGAAAAGCUUAGGUCCAAGAGAGAAAACGAGAAGACCACCACCCCUGUUUCCAAAAAGGACACUCAGCCUCUUCCGGCAUCUCGUGGUGUUCGGUCUUCUGCUAGAUCUGCAGACAGAGCAGCUGCAAAGGAUGAUGCUUUGAACGAGUUGAGGGCAAAGCGUAUGAAGCAGCAGGACCCUGCGGCUCUCAAGAAACUGAGAGAUGCAUCAAAAGGCGGUUCAGGUAGCAGAGAUUUCUCAUCGAUGAAGAGGAAACCUUUAGCUUCCUCGAAGUUUAGUAGCUCAAGUGACAGUGAUAGGUCUCAGAGCGACGAUGAAGGCUCCAAUGGAGGAAUGGUGGACAGUGAUGACGACAGGUCAGAUGUGCCUACGUAUGAGGAUAUUAAGGAGAUUACAAUUAGGAGGUCUAAGCUUGCUAAAUGGUUAAUGGAGCCUUUCUUUGAAGAGCUUAUCGUUGGUUGCUUUGUGAGGGUUGGGAUUGGAAGGUCAAAGAGUGGUCCGAUUUAUAGACUCUGCAUGGUGAAGAAUGUUGAUGCAGCUGAUCCAGACAAGGCAUACAAGCUAGAGAACAAAACUACACACAAGUACCUUAACGUGUUCUGGGGAAAUGAAACCUCUGCUGCUCGUUGGCAAAUGGCAAUGAUCUCAGAUGGGCAUCCUGUGGAGGAAGAGUAUAGGCAAUGGAUCAGAGAGGUUGAGAGAACAAAUGGUCGCCUGCCUUCAAAGCAAGAUGUAUCAGAGAAGAAAGAAGCGAUCAGAAGAAUCAACAGUUUUGUCUACUCGGCGGAGACUGUUAAGCAGAUGUUGCAGGAGAAAAAGUCUGCAUCCGUCAGGCCAAUGAAUGUUGCGGCCGAGAAAGAUAGGCUUGGAAAAGAGUUGGAGAUUGCAGAGAGCAAAAACGAUCAAGCAGGUGUGGAGAGGAUCAAAGCUAAGAUCAAGCAGCUCGAUGCGUCACGGAAUAAGAAAGGAGUAGAUAAAAAAGCGCUCAAACUCUACGAGAUGAACAAGAAGAACAGAGCUGAGAAUUUCAAGAACGCAUCUGAGGUGAAAUCAAUCACUGCUAGUCUCAAGGCUGGUGAAGCUGGAUAUGAUCCGUUUUCAAGGAGGUGGACACGAUCAUCGAACUACUACAAUGGUAAAAACAGUGGGAAAGACGGAGGAGAGAACGAGGCCGCAGUUGCAGCAGCGGUAAAGAGCAAUGGAGCAGAUGCAGAAGGAGAGAACGGUGUUGAAGCGACAGAAGCAGCUUUAGAAGCGGCUGCAGAGGCAGGGAAGCUAAUAGACACAAGAGCUCCAAUAGGUCAAGGAGCAGAACACAAUCUGAUGCAUAACUUUGAGUUGCCGUUAUCGCUAGCGGCAUUGCAGAAGUAUGGAGGACCUCAAGGAGUACAGAAAGCGUUCAUGGCGAGGAAACAGAUGACAGAAGCAACAGUGGGAUGCAGAGUUGUUGUGAAUGAUGGUAAGAGACAUGGACUUACGUUAACUGUUAGUGAUUACAAGAGAAGGAGAGGUCUUCUCUGAUUGUCGGAUUAUGACUCUCAAAAGUCAUUUUCAGCUUCUUAUAAAAACUUCUGCUUGGUUCUUCAUUUCUUCAUCUUUUGAUUGUACUUAAAAUGUUUAGAGCUAAUUGUUUUUUUUUCCAUAAGAUACUUUGUGCUCGUUCUCUGACUACUGUAUUAUGCCAGUCUUCA
Molecule: messenger RNA, 2280 nt
Organism: Brassica oleracea var. oleracea
Lineage: Eukaryota; Viridiplantae; Streptophyta; Magnoliopsida; Brassicales; Brassicaceae
Product: protein RTF1 homolog
Exons: 2
Coding region: 173-2110 (645 amino acids)
Cellular component (GO): Cdc73/Paf1 complex
Molecular function (GO): RNA polymerase II C-terminal domain phosphoserine binding; DNA binding
Source: RefSeq, a predicted model, not a curated record